Molecule: messenger RNA, 510 nt
Organism: Cylicocyclus nassatus
Lineage: Eukaryota; Metazoa; Nematoda; Chromadorea; Rhabditida; Strongylidae
Source: the annotation of a GenBank genome assembly
AUGAAUUUUUUUGGUGCUUUCGUCACUACUCACAUUUUAAAGCCAUUUGUACCACUUUUGGAAACGACUGUGUCAGAUCUUCAAGUGACAAGCAUCCAGAUCCAGGAGCAAACUACCGAAUGCCAUCUCAGGAGCGACUCCAUCCAUAUUCGUUUGAGGGUUGCUUCGCUACCAGAUGAAGUGGUAAGUUUACUCGAAGAGUCGGCAGAGAUUCUGAAGUCUAUAAGAGGAGGGCAUGUAGAUGAUACGACUUUGACAGAAUUCAAGGCAAAGCUGUUGGCUGUUGGCGAAGAGAGUCUACUCUCUUACCGAGGAUGUCGGUGGUACAGAAAAAGCGAAGAAGAGAUUGCUGAACUUGUUGAGAGGGCAGAGCCAAAGCUAACAUUCACAUCAAUGGAAUUCCUAGCUAUCAUAGAAAGCUUAGAACAGCAGCGAGUGAAUUGCUCAUCCGUUCCUACCCUCCUCAAGCUUUUCAGAAUCCAAGCAAAUUUGCACCACAUUUCUCGCUAA